UGGACCACGAGAAGAAUCAUUGCAAAGUGCGUACGCAAGCCGUUUCUUCGAAAUGUGCCGAUUUAUCGGUAAUAAAAGUGGAACCGACCGAUAAUGACGAAGCUCCAACGGAGUCUGCUGCAACGGCCAUGUCCUAUCAACAAGCUCUCGUUGGAUCCAAUUUUGAGCAGCAUCCUUCCGCAACAACAAGAUGCAGCAGGUGUCAGCAAGAGUGCUACAACGUGGCGUUUUUGGAGGAACAUAUUGCGCAAAUUCAUUCUGAGGAUAGCGCGAAAGUAGCUUCUCGUCAAAAGCUUACGACCGAGGAGGGCAUGACACCCGAAGUCAUCAGCCAUGAUCCUCCUAUUGUCCCAUUUGAACAAGUUAUGUUGCUACAACCUCAAACUGUAAAAAUCAAAGAAGAAACACCAGCAAAUCAGGUCUCGAUAGAUCGGUGGUCUGAUAACACACUUGUGGAAAUCAACCAGUAUCGUUCAAAUGAAGUUUCGACUUCAGAAGGAUCAAUAAAAACCGAGGCAAUGGAUGUAGAGCAAGACGGUAUUCCCGCUGAAGAAACGUCGACUAGCACCAACGUGGGCUCCAGAACUGAUCCUGAAAUUCAAAUCACCAUCCCGGCUGAAGGUGUUAAACAGUACAUGGAGCAGCUUGAAUAUGGCUUCCGAAUCCGAACAAGAAAGCAAAAAACCUUCGGUAAUUACGAGUCGUAUUACUGCAAUCGUGUCCGACCCAAAUGCAAACAGCAAUGUGAAAGGAGAGUGGUGGUCAUUAUAAACGAUCUCGAAGCAGCCGUCAGCAUUCGGGGUAAUCAUACAUGUCAUCUGCUUUCGGCAGAUUCUCUGUCACGUCACGCGUUGGUGUUGCAUAAAAAUCCACCUCCGCCUCAGAGUAGCGUGACAGCACCUCACAAAUCUAUUGUUCCUGGAGUUGCUUCUCUUGGACACAUGCCAUUUAGAGAACAGGAGAAGUUUGACCCCUCGGAUUCAACAUCAUUAACUAAUGCGUUGAUGGAUUUCAAUCAAACUGACGAAACAGAAACUGCUGAACAUCGUCCAAACAACGCAUUCGCAGAUUAUGAUGGGGACGACACUUUUUCCGCGUCAAACGUAACUGUUCCAUCGGAAAGUAGUGGUCCAAGUACGAUCGCGUCGGAUGGCUACCAAUUUCACAGAACCAUACCGGUGGAGCAGCUCGACUCCUACUUGGAAUCGCACGAGUUCGGGUACACGUUCCGACUGAAGAGGAAGAACUCCAAAGGACAAAAUAAGUAUUACAUUUGUCGGAGCAUCAAAUAUCGUGUUCGGCCGCAGUGUGAACGGAAACUGCGGGUUUACACGGCGCAUGAUGACGCUCAAGAGGCGACCAUUUCCAUCCGAGGCAAUCACACUUGCUUGACUGCUCCGAUCUCUCAUUUGAGCCGGCAAACGUUGCAAAGACUUUACUCAUCGGAGAAAGCUUCGGCAUCCCAAGGGAGCGGGGCGAUACGAAUACCGGAGGAAUCACCAGCACCAUCCAGCGAAAUCGUUGAAAACUGUAGCUCUGUAGUCAAGCAGGAGGUGUUGCCUUCGUAAAUUUUCUACUGAAGAUCUUCAAAUAUUAAAAAAUCCGGCCUUUUAAUUUAUUUUUAGUCAAUCACAGUGAUUGUAUAAAAACUCAACAGAAUAGAUUUUUUUUAAUAAAAGUUAGUUUUCUAUUAUAUUUUCUAUUAUAUUAAAUUUGAACCACGAUUUGAACAAA
This is a messenger RNA of Aedes albopictus (Asian tiger mosquito), 1734 nucleotides long. RefSeq lists its product as uncharacterized. The transcript is spliced from 2 exons. The record is from RefSeq and is a predicted model, not a curated record. Lineage: Eukaryota; Metazoa; Arthropoda; Insecta; Diptera; Culicidae. The coding region runs from base 129 to 1568 and encodes 479 amino acids.